AUCAGCAAUGACCAAAACUGACACAAAGUAAGACUAUACACACACGGAGGCAUCAACACAAGCUUCUCCAUUGUGGUCGACCUGUGAGAGCAGCAGAGAAACGGAGAGUAAACGACUACAGGAAGGAGAAAAGGAGUGUGCGAGGACAGUCGAUGGAUGCUGCCCGGAUUGAAGGGACAGCACAUUCUCAUCUGACGAGGAAAAGAAAGAUUUCAAAAUUGAGUCGAAGGACAGAAACUCGCCGUCAGGCAUGGUGUGUGAGAAGGGCAUUCAGAUCCUUCUCACCAUCGUGGGUGCUUUCGCAUCCUUCGGCCUGAUGACGGUGGCUAUCGGCACGGAUUAUUGGCUGUACUCGCGAGCGCUCAUCUGCAACAGCACCGCCAACAACUCACAAGAGGAUCCCCAUAAUAAGGAGAAGAAGGACCCCGGGGCCUUGACGCACUCUGGCCUGUGGAGGAUCUGUUGUCUUGAGGGGGUGAAGCGUGGUGUGUGCUCCCAGAUCAACCACUUCCCAGAGGAUGCUGACUUUGAUCAUGAUGGAGCAGAAUACGUCCUGCGUAAGAGGCUGCUCUUUAUUACAACAAUAGAGUUUUAUCAUGACAAAGCAUUUCUGCAGCGUGAAUGGAAUGCAGCUACAGCAAAUGUCUUUGCCUUUGUACACAAAAGGAACAUCGUGCUGGGGGCUGGCAUUCUGUUUGUAGCGGCAGGCCUGAGUAACAUCAUUGGUGUGAUAGUGUACAUUUCUGCCGCUCUGGGUGACAUUUCCCCAAAGAAGGACGAGGAUAAGAAAUGGCAGUACUCCUACGGCUGGUCCUUCUACUUUGGUGGGCUGUCCUUCAUCCUGGCUGAGAUGGUGGGCGUGUUGGCGGUAAACAUCUACAUCGAGAAGAACAAGGAGCUCCGCUGUCGCUCUCGCACUGAUAUCUUUAAAAGCACCACUCACGCCAUGCUACGGCUCCCAAGCUACCGUUUCCGCCGCAGAUCGCGUUCCAGCUCUCGAUCCACCGACCCCUCACACUCACGAGACCCGUCUCCCGUGGGUGGCCCACCGGGGGGUAAGAACUUCGGAAUGCCCCCGUCUGCUUUACUCUCCCAGGGGCCCAUCUCUGUGUCCACUCUUCCCAACCCUCACUCCCGCUCCGCUCUGCCAGGGGGCGAUAUUUCCCUUUACACCCUCUCCCGAGACCCCAAACUGGAUGGUUUAGGAGGGCUGGGAGCCCCUCCACUGUACGGCACCGUGGACCGUGCCACACUAUACCAGCUGCAGAACUGCUUCCCUAAAGAGAGCGGAGGAGGCAUGAUGAUGAGUGGGACGCUGCCCUUGCUCAAAUCCCACAAUCCCUCAGCUGUCCAGAAUUCUUCCAACUCCAACGCGCCGCUCAGCAACUCCGUCUCAUCCUCCCAGCCUCCACCUUUCUCCUCCUCUACGGUGGAGCGGGAACGAGGGAUGGGAACGCUGGAUAGGCUAGGAAAAGCUGACAGAGAGAGUAACUCCAACACACUAAACAGGAAAACUACACCAGUGUAGACAGAUAGAGGGUUGGUGUAGAUAACGUAGCCGGAAAGACUGGAAACAACUAAAAGAAGGGGUAACACUCAUGGCAUUGACAAAUGUUUCACUUUAUGAAAAAAUAAAGAGUAAAAGAAUUACAGAGACCUCAUAAUAACAACAACACUCAUGUGUUUUUCAGUACUGUUUUAUAACGUGUAAUCUUAAUGAAACUAUAAUCAUGGGAUACUGUGAUAUUAUUAUUGAUUUUAGAUGUGGAAUUUCAAGACGGUGAAGUGUUGUUGUUAUUACGACAACGUUUGAUCUGCUAGCUCUCAACUUGUUGAAUGAUUCUAGUUUUUAAACUAGAAAGAGUAUUAUGCUUAUCAAAAAUCCAAAACGUGAUACUGAGCACUGCAGAAACAUGAGUGUAUUCAAUAUGUGAGAAUGAGAUUAUUAUUACAACUAACUUUGUGAGAAGCAUUUUAUUUAUUUUAAAGAAAGUUUUAUUUUCUACCCUUUGAUAACAUGCAAUUUAGUGUGUAAUAUCUGUAUAUCCGUCUUCCAGCUCAGUAAAGAGAUCAGCACCAUAAUUGAUGGACUGAAAUGACAAAGAGUUCAAAUGAAAAAAGAUUUUUAUAUAAACCUACCAUCAUAUUAUUUUUGUUAACAUCACUGUUAGCAGUAGAAGUAGCACUUGUUGCAUUGAAAAUCUUUGUUUUGGGGCAUUAAAACGUUCCCUCACUUGGUAAAAGAGGGACAAGAUGAUAUAUUUGUAUAGACAAAAUGAUGAAUGAUGACAUUCAGAAGAGGGACUUCUAUCCAAAACUGUGCUUUUCAAAUCGGAGCGAGGGAGAGAGGAUGGAAAAAAAAUACAUUUUGAAAAGCAAAUGUUU
Messenger RNA from Sinocyclocheilus anshuiensis, 2385 nucleotides. Its product is annotated as voltage-dependent calcium channel gamma-4 subunit-like. Gene Ontology annotation, molecular function: channel regulator activity; voltage-gated calcium channel activity. Lineage: Eukaryota; Metazoa; Chordata; Actinopteri; Cypriniformes; Cyprinidae. Gene Ontology annotation, biological process: positive regulation of synaptic transmission, glutamatergic; calcium ion transport; neurotransmitter receptor transport, postsynaptic endosome to lysosome. The coding region runs from base 251 to 1528 and encodes 425 amino acids. The record is from RefSeq and is a predicted model, not a curated record. Gene Ontology annotation, cellular component: AMPA glutamate receptor complex; postsynaptic density membrane. The transcript is spliced from 5 exons.